Molecule: messenger RNA, 1728 nt
Organism: Syngnathoides biaculeatus (alligator pipefish)
Lineage: Eukaryota; Metazoa; Chordata; Actinopteri; Syngnathiformes; Syngnathidae
Product: myeloid-associated differentiation marker-like
Exons: 3
Coding region: 131-991 (286 amino acids)
Cellular component (GO): membrane
Source: RefSeq, a predicted model, not a curated record
GUUACAGGAUGUAAAGUGAACGCAACGGAAAGGGAGUGGCAAGUUCACGUUGGCGUUUGUACGUGUGGCAGCAGCUGUUGGUGCGGCACCAGGAGGAUGACAGCUCGUCACUGACGCUCAUAAAGCAGCUAUGGUGGCGCUCGACACGAGGGCGCUGACGACGCCCGUGGGCAUUUUGCGGAUUCUGGAGGUGAUCCUGACCUGCAUCUCCUUCAGUCUGGCGCUAUCGGUCGGGACCUCGACAGACUCCUUCUGGACCUGGUGCUUGUUCACCUGGUGUUUCUGCUUCGUCGUCACCAUCCUCAUCCUCUCUCUGGAGUUCCUGAGUCUCGGCUCCAAGCUGGCUAUUUCCUGGGAAGACUUCACCACUGCCUUUGCCAUGUUGGCCACGCUCAUGGUGUUCAGCACAUCGGUCAUUUUCGCCUUCUACUUCGCGUGUUCUUCGUGUUCCAAGUUCAUCGCCGCUUGCGUGACUUCCUUUCUGGCCUUCAUAUUGUACGCCACCGAGGUCAGCUUGACCCGGGCCAAACCUGGAGAAAUCAGUGGAUUCCUUUCCACAGUCCCAGGUCUCCUGAAGGUGCUGGAGGCCUACGUGGCCUGCAUCAUCUUCGUAUGUGUGCGCUAUGUCCCGUACACGCACUUCCCGGGGCUGCAGUGGUGCGUGGCCGUCUACUCCAUUUGCUUCAUUUUCGCACUCCUCGUCAUCAUUUUUACCAUUUGCCGACUUCUGUCCCUCUCUCCAGUUCCCUUUGACAAAAUUCUCAUUGUGUGCAAUGUGUUGGCGGUUUUGAUGUACAUGACUGCUGUGGUCUUGUGGCCUUAUUACACUUUAAAGGAUAAUCCCAGACCAGCUAUCUGCAACCAAUUUCCAAAGUCGUGUGGGUGGAAUUUGCUUGUGGUCGUUACCUUUAUGACCAUUUUCAACCUUGUUGCUUAUAUUGUUGAUACAUUUUAUUCCUUCCGGCUGGUCUUCUUCAUGACUAGAACCUAAUGUCUAGUUUUUACUUCAAGAUUGGAAAAUCUGAAUAUACAGCCUACCGUGUACCACGUGAAACAAUUUAAUUGAGUGAUUUCCAAUUCAUAUAGAUUGACAUAUUCUCCAUUUUUGAUGCAGUGUUGUUAUCUAUUGGCGCUUUCACUUGAUGCCACAAACUCAUUCAUUCAUGCGCUAUGACUGUUACCACAAUGUGACCUCUGCUUCAAAUGAAUAAAAAUGUGACUUUUCAACAAUCAUAUCAAAUCAAUCACAAAAACUGCCUUCUACCAUUUGAAGAACAUAGCGAGAGUGAAGUCUUGUACGUGUCAAGCAGACCAGGAAAAGUUCAUCCAUGCUUUUAUCUCAAGUAGACUUGACUAUUGUAAUGGUCUUCUGACUGGACUCCCCCUGCCCAAAAAAAGACUAUUAAUCAGCUGCAGCUCAUUCAGAAUGCUGCACCUUGCGUUCUGACCAAAACAAAGCGGUCAGAGCAUAUAACGGCUAAUCCUAAAGUCCUUGCACUGGCUUCCAGUCAGCUUUAGAAUAGAUUUUAAAUUUCUGAUGCUGCUCUAUAAAUCACUAAAUGAUUUACGCCGUGAAUACAUGAAAGAAAUGCUUACGGAAUACAAACCCAGUAGAGCUCUGAGAUCGACUGACUCGGGUCAAAUAGUGGAGCGCAGAGUCCAAAGCAAACAUGUGGAAGCAGCUUUUAGCUAUUAUGCUGCACACAAAUGGAAGAAGUUGCCAACAGA